Messenger RNA from Bombus pyrosoma, 629 nucleotides. It is a transcript of the gene LSm3, whose product is annotated as U6 snRNA-associated Sm-like protein LSm3. The transcript is spliced from 3 exons. The record is from RefSeq and is a predicted model, not a curated record. The coding region runs from base 154 to 465 and encodes 103 amino acids. Lineage: Eukaryota; Metazoa; Arthropoda; Insecta; Hymenoptera; Apidae. Gene Ontology annotation, molecular function: RNA binding. Gene Ontology annotation, cellular component: P-body; Lsm1-7-Pat1 complex; catalytic step 2 spliceosome. Gene Ontology annotation, biological process: mRNA splicing, via spliceosome; P-body assembly.
GAAAUGAUAGUAUUGCCGGUUUAUCCGAAUUCCGAAUGAUGCCGCGCGAUAGUUGAGUGAGCGUAUAAAGAGUUUUAACUAAGCAUUUAUAGUUGUAUAAACGUAAAACUCAAUCUGGUUUUAGCAGCAAAUUAAAAAUAAUUUAAUGGCAUUAUGGCUGACGAGACAGAGCAGGUACCAGCAAUAAAUGUUAAAGAACCCCUAGAUCUUAUAAGAUUGAGCCUGGAUGAGAGAAUAUAUGUUAAAAUGAGAAAUGAAAGAGAAUUACGAGGACGAUUACAUGCUUAUGAUCAGCAUUUAAAUAUGGUGUUGGGUGAAGCAGAAGAGACUGUAACUACAGUAGAAAUUGAUGAAGAGACUUACGAAGAAGUUUAUCGUACAACUAAAAGAAAUAUCUCUAUGCUUUUCGUUCGUGGGGAUGGAGUAAUUUUGGUUUCACCACCAAGCAUGAGAGCACCGAUAUAAAAUUUCUAUUUAUAUAUAAUUUAUCUAAACAUAAGACAUAGAUAAUAUUGAAUUAAAUUCCAUGUUGAUACGAUUUUAUCAAUCUUUUGUACUAGCAUUUGACAGUUGUAAGAAACUUGCGAAAGUAACGGAUUUAAUUCGAAUAAAGCUAAAUAUAACAUAAA